CUCAGUCAGUGGCUAUCGAGAGCGGUCGUUAUUGCACCUGCUUCGGUAGUGGUCGUUGGGUAGCAUCCAUCCGGUACGCGCGAGAAGACCCCGUGAGAGACUAAACUUUAAAGAUCCGAGGAGAUCAUUUAACGUCAUGGACGUAAGGCUGCAUCUGAAGCAAAUUGUUUUUCUGUGUUUUAUUAGCCUGCUUCUGACGCCUUGUGGAUUAGCCUGUGGUCCUGGUAGAAGUUAUGGAAAACGAAGACACCCAAAGAAAUUAACCCCGUUGGCUUACAAGCAAUUUAUUCCUAACGUUGCCGAGAAAACGCUUGGGGCCAGCGGCAAAUACGAAGGCAAAAUCACAAGGAAUUCAGAGAGAUUUAAAGAGCUGAUUCCGAAUUAUAAUCCCGAUAUCAUCUUUAAAGACGAGGAAAACACAAACGCUGACAGGCUGAUGACCAAGCGGUGUAAGGACAAGUUAAAUGCGUUGGCGAUAUCCGUCAUGAACCAGUGGCCGGGUGUGAAACUGCGCGUCACUGAAGGCUGGGAUGAGGAUGGUCACCAUUUCGAAGAAUCUUUGCACUACGAGGGACGGGCGGUGGACAUAACUACCUCGGACAGAGAUAAAAGCAAGUAUGGGAUGCUAUCUAGGCUUGCAGUGGAGGCAGGAUUCGACUGGGUCUAUUACGAAUCCAAAGCCCACAUACACUGCUCUGUCAAAGCGGAAAAUUCAGUCGCUGCUAAAUCAGGGGGAUGCUUUCCUGGAUCUGGUACGGUGACACUCGCAGACGGGAGGAGGAAACACAUCAAAGACCUUAAAGUGGGCGACCGGGUUUUAGCGGCUGACGAGGAGGGAAAUGUCAUAUUAAGCGACUUCAUUAUGUUCAUGGACCACGAUCCGACAACGAGAAGGCAAUUCAUCGUCAUCGAGACGUCAGAGCCUUUUACAAAGCUCACCCUCACAGCCGCGCACCUCGUCUUCAUUGGAAACGCCUCAGCUAGUUCGGGUAUGACAGCAACAUUUGCCAGCAACGUGAAGCCUGGAGAUACGGUUGUAGUGUCGGAAGGUACAAGCAAGACCCUCAAGAGCGUUCCAGUGAAGAGGAUUUGCACGGAAGAGCACAAGGGCUCUUACGCGCCAGUCACCGCUCACGGAACCAUAAUGGUGGAUCAGGUACUGGCUUCGUGUUACGCGGUUAUUGAGAAUCACAAAUGGGCACACUGGGCUUUUGCACCGGUCAGGUUAAGUCACAAGCUGAUGACGUGGCUUUUUCCGGCGGGUGAUUCAAACGUCACUUUUCAGGAGGACGGCAUCCACUGGUACUCAGAUAUGCUCUUUCACAUCGGCUCUUGGCUGCUGGACAGAGACUCUUUCCAUCCACUCGGGAUUUCAUACUUAAGUUGAGACUGCAACUACAGUAUCACUAUGUGGGCAUCAGACUCAAAUGUAGCCUAUCCUUAUUUUCUGUAAGAAAAGCCUUAAAGUGUUCAUUGAAUAAUUUAUUUGUAUUGGACCAUCUGUCUCUGGAAACGUAGCUACACACCGAUUCAAGCAUGAUGUGACUGCGCAUUUUUGUGAAACCUACAAUAGAUUAUACAGGGCUGUACAGUGUGCAACCGACUGUUCUAUUUUAUUGGAUAAGCAUAGGAUGGCGCCCAAAAUUUAUAUUUUUAUACACAGGUUUGUAUAUUAGAUUUUUGACGGAUCGAAAAGUAUUUCCAGAAUCUAAUUUCGUAAGUGCUAAUAAGUACGGGAGCGUGUUAAAUUGAUUUAAACAGUUGCGAUGUAUCAACGAACUGUUCAUGUCAUUAUGUCGAGUAUGUCAAGUGUCAUUGUUUUGACCACUGUUCCAACGUUUGUGUAUUCACUACACUAACACUUUUUGUUUAAAUGUACAUUUCUUGACAAAAAUACUCAAAAUAAA
This is a messenger RNA of Sinocyclocheilus anshuiensis, 1907 nucleotides long. Its product is annotated as tiggy-winkle hedgehog protein-like. The transcript is spliced from 3 exons. The record is from RefSeq and is a predicted model, not a curated record. Bases 137 to 1387 code for a protein of 416 amino acids. Lineage: Eukaryota; Metazoa; Chordata; Actinopteri; Cypriniformes; Cyprinidae. Gene Ontology annotation, molecular function: calcium ion binding; patched binding. Gene Ontology annotation, biological process: protein autoprocessing; cell fate specification; cell-cell signaling.